Molecule: messenger RNA, 1603 nt
Organism: Poecilia latipinna (sailfin molly)
Lineage: Eukaryota; Metazoa; Chordata; Actinopteri; Cyprinodontiformes; Poeciliidae
Gene: stmn4l
Product: stathmin-like 4, like
Exons: 7
Coding region: 79-567 (162 amino acids)
Biological process (GO): neuron projection development; regulation of microtubule polymerization or depolymerization; microtubule depolymerization
Cellular component (GO): neuron projection; cytoplasm
Molecular function (GO): tubulin binding
Source: RefSeq, a predicted model, not a curated record
CAGAGAGCAGAGCGGCGAGGCUGCAGGAACUGAUUCUACUACCUCACCACAGUGUCUUUGUUGGAGAACAGCAGGAACAUGACCCUGACAGCGUACAGAGAGAAGAUGCGAGAGCUCCCCCUGGUGUCCAUCUUCUGCUCCUGCAUCCUGCCUCAACCCAGGGAGCCAACGGCCAACAAGAAGGAAGGCGUGGUGGACCUGAACCUGUGCAACAUCCGGGACAUGGAGGUCAUCGAGCUGAGCAAACGCGCGAGCGGCCAGGCCUUUGAGGUCAUCCUGAAGCCGCCGACCUUCGAUGGUGCCCCGGAGCUGAGGGCCACCACGCCGCCCCGCCAGAAGCCGUCGCUGGCAGAGAUCCAGAAGAAGCUGGACGCCGCGCAGGAGAGGCGGAAGUGUCAGGAGGCGGAACUGCUGAAGCACCUGGCCGAGAGGAGGGAGCACGAGCGCGAAGUGGCGCAGAAAGCUUUGACCAAAGACCGUCAGGAGCAUCGCGUCAACGCCAACCCGCUGCAGAUGCACCUGAACGCCUCACAGGAGGAGGACAAGCACAGUGUGGAGGUGUCUUGAUGGCCUGAUCACAACACAAGCUGAACCUUUUCCACAAGCCGAUUUUGAGGGCCUAUUGAGGAGCUGGGAGACUGGCGCUCCUCUGACUGGGAGGACUGGGAGCAGAACCAGUGGAGGACAUGGAGGACUGAGGGACGUUUGUCUCCUCCACCAGGACCCUCGUUUUCAAACAAACGCUGCAGAUUCAGUCAUCAGUUUCCUGUGGCUUUACUGUGCUUUGUUGCCAUGCCAACGGUGCCAAUGUCUUCAUGUGUGAGUGUGACUGUACAUGCACCAGCCAGAACCCAACCCGGCUGAAACGGAUCAGCAGGGUUCUGUCUGAUACUGAAGCUGGACAUCAGCUCAGAUACUCUGAGUCAGACUGCGCCCCCUGCUGGACAGCUUGAACAUUUUACUGUGAUGUGGUUCCUUGGUGACAUCUAGUGGCGCCUCUGAGAACAGCAGAAAAUCAGGAACCCUGCUGUUGAAACCACAAGAUCUGUACAGGUCCAGUUCUGUUUGAGAACCAGAACCAAGCAGAACCAGUUGAACCGUUCUGGUCAGGAUGAAAACCUGCAGGAGGUCCAAACGGCUUACAGACCAGAACCGUCUGACAUCAGGGUCAGACCAGAACCACUUUGUUCCAAGUCACUGCCAGUAAGUGAAACUGAAACCAAACAGCUUUCAGAUCCAAGAAUUAGAGUCCAAUUCCUGCCUUCAGGACCGAGGUACCGGUAGAACCAGAACCGAGCCCCAAAAAGCCUGAUGGAGAGUCAAAGUCUGGAGGUGGUUCUGGUCCAGUUUCAGUUCUGGUCCCAACAGAGAGAGGAGAACAAGUUGACCUGCAAGUAGAGGAACUCUUUCCUGAUGUGGACCAAUCAGGAGACACCACCUGAGUUCUGAUUGGCUAGGACUGAAGUUCAGAACAGAACUAUCAGAACCGUUCUGCUCUGCUGGUACUGCCUAAAGAACGCCAACCUGAACCGACCCGAAAGUCAGACCUGGAAGUGGUUCUGACCCAGAGUCAGAUUAAAUCAGAUAAACUCGGGACCAACAA